Molecule: messenger RNA, 2296 nt
Organism: Chaetomium strumarium
Lineage: Eukaryota; Fungi; Ascomycota; Sordariomycetes; Sordariales; Chaetomiaceae
Product: kinase-like domain-containing protein
Exons: 4
Coding region: 305-2164 (619 amino acids)
Biological process (GO): protein phosphorylation
Cellular component (GO): nucleus; plasma membrane; cytoplasm
Molecular function (GO): protein serine/threonine kinase activity; ATP binding
Source: RefSeq, a predicted model, not a curated record
AAUAAAGCUACUAGUAGGUUGAGGUGACUUGUGGCCAGAGUCCAAUCAUGACACGGGAUCCCUGUAAUAAGAGACCCGACGGUAGUUAGGUACAGAUUACGGAGAGGUAUUCCGGAGGCUGAUCCUGUUCAUAGGCCAGCAUUCACUGCGGGCAGCUGCCAGUCCCCCUCGAAGAACUGCCCAUCAGCCGCUCGCCAAGCCUGCCUCCACCACCUCUUUCCCCGUCACCUACCUCCGUAUCCAUCCAUUCCGUCUUCAGACCACCAUGGCUCGGUCCUCAUGAUCCAAACGACGACCACCCAAGAUGCCGUCGACAAAGAACGCCAAUGGCGACAGUCAUUUCCCCCAGCGACUCAAGAAUUUCUUCCGCAUAUCCUCAGGCGGUCGCGAUCGUGCCGAAACCACCACCCAGAAUGCCGCGCGCUCCGACACGAAGAGCGCCUUCCGCCAGACGAGAUUCUUCAGCGUCGGCCGCCUGCGCAGCGCUACUACCGCUAGCGAAGGUAACCCGCUCGACGAGACUCUGAGUCCGACUGCUCAUGCGAACCCCUAUUUCGCCCACCAGGGCCAACCUGGCUUACGGCAUCACAAUGAGGGCUCUGUACCUCCGAGCCCACCCGAUACCCCGAUGCUCAAGGUCGUGGGGCCAAAUGGCGGCGCGCCAGAGAAAGCAGCCGCUGGCACAAAAGAAGAGCUCGCGAGGAAAUUGAGGAGAGUAGCCAGCGCCCCGAAUGCGCAGGGCUUGUUCUCCAAGGGAGAUGGCGAUGGGGAGCGGCCCGCCACCGCCGAGAUGGGCAAGGAGCCUCUGGAGGAGAGCAAAGACUCAAACACGAUGGGAUUUGCCGACGGCACGGCUAACGGAACCCCAAGCCCAAAUGGCGGUCUUUCGCCUCCCGAGUCGGACGGUCUCGGGGCGCUGCCGCCGCCGAGUCAGUCAUCACUUGCGUUCCGCAGGACGUACAGCUCCAACUCCAUCAAAGUCAGGAAUGUAGAGGUCGGCCCGCAGAGCUUCGAUAAAAUCAAGUUGAUCGGAAAGGGGGAUGUGGGCAAGGUGUACCUGGUGCGGGAAAAGAAGAGCGGCAGGCUGUAUGCCAUGAAGGUGCUGAGCAAGAAGGAGAUGAUCAAGCGGAACAAGAUCAAGAGGGCGUUGGCGGAGCAGGAGAUUCUGGCCACCAGCAACCACCCGUUUAUCGUGACGCUGUACCACUCGUUCCAAUCCGAGGACUAUCUAUACCUAUGCAUGGAAUACUGCAGCGGUGGGGAAUUCUUUAGGGCCCUACAGACGCGGCCUGGGAAGUGCAUCUCGGAGGAGGAUGCCCGCUUUUACGCGGCCGAGGUCACGGCGGCCUUGGAGUAUCUGCACCUCAUGGGCUUCAUCUACCGGGACUUGAAGCCGGAGAACAUCCUGCUCCAUCAGUCUGGCCAUAUCAUGCUCUCAGAUUUCGAUCUGUCAAAACAGUCGGAUCCAGGCGGCAAGCCCACCAUGAUUCUCGGCAAGAACGGCACCAGUUCGAAUUCGCUACCAACGAUCGACACCAAGUCAUGUAUCGCCAAUUUCCGGACAAACUCGUUCGUCGGGACGGAAGAGUACAUUGCCCCCGAGGUGAUCAGGGGCAGUGGGCACACCAGCGCCGUCGAUUGGUGGACGCUCGGCAUUCUCAUCUACGAGAUGUUGUACGGCACUACGCCGUUCAAGGGCAAGAAUCGUAACGCGACUUUUGCCAACAUCCUCCGGGAAGACAUCCCGUUCCCAGAUCAUGCCGGGGCACCACAAAUAUCAAACCUUUGCAAAUCGCUGAUUCGCAAACUCCUCAUCAAAGAUGAGAACCGCCGCCUAGGCGCCCGCGCGGGCGCCUCUGACAUCAAGUCUCACCCCUUCUUCCGCACCACGCAGUGGGCGCUGAUCCGGCACAUGAAGCCGCCAAUCAUCCCGAACCAGGGCCGCGGUAUCGACACGAUUAACUUUAGGAAUGUCAAGGAGAGCGAGAGUGUCGAUAUCAGCGGCUCGAGGCCGAUGCAAAAUGUGAAAGGUGUGCCGCUGGACAGCGGGCUCGCGACGCCGGGUGGCGAGACGCCGGAUCCGUUUGAGGAGUUCAAUAGCGUCACGCUACAUCAUGACGGCGACGAGCAUUAUGCCAGCGAGGGGUAUGAGUCUUUAAGCUGAGGCGAUGUUGAUCUGAGUGACAGACCUGGGGGGAGUGUGGUGUCUCCUUACCUGCUAUUCAGGCAGAAGCUAUUCGCGUGCGGGAUGGGCAUAAUUCAUGGGUCAUUUAUCGUGUCUCGUUCCCGUCGGCAU